AUGAACCUCACAACCCUCACGAACCUCAUAAACCUCACGACCCUCAUGAACCUCACGACCCUCAUGAACCUCACGACCCUCGUGAACCUCACGACCCUCGUGAACCUCACGACCCUCGUGAACCUCAUGAACCUCACGACCCUCGUGAACCUCACGACCCUCGUGAACCUCACGACCCUCACAAACCUCACGACCCUCGUGAACCUCACGACCCUCGUGAACCUCACGACCCUCAUGAACCUCACGACCCUCACGAACCUCACGACCCUCACGACCCUCACGACCCUCAUGAACCUCACGACCCUCACGACCCUCACGACCCUCAUGAACCUCACGACCCUCGCGAACCUCAUGACCCUCACGACCCUCACGAACCUCACGACCCUCACGACCCUCAUGAACCUCACGACCCUCACGACCCUCACGACCCUCAUGAACUUCACGACCCUCACGACCCUCAUGAACCUCACGACCCUCACGACCCUCAUGAACCUCACGACCCUCGCGAACCUCACGACCCUCACAAACCUCACGACCCUCGUGAACCUCACGACCCUCGUGAACCUCACGACCCUCAUGAACCUCACGACCCUCACGACCCUCAUGAACCUCACGACCCUCGCGAACCUCACGACCCUCACAAACCUCACGACCCUCGUGAACCUCACGACCCUCGUGAACCUCACGACCCUCAUGAACCUCACGACCCUCACGACCCUCACGACCCUCAUGAACCUCACGACCCUCGCGAACCUCAUGAACCUCACGACCCUCACGACCCUCAUGAACCUCACGACCCUCACGACCCUCACGACCCUCAUGAACCUCACGACCCUCGCGAACUUCAUGAACCUCACGACCCUCACGAACCUCACGACCCUCACGACCCUCACGACCCUCAUGAACCUCACGACCCUCACGACCCUCACGACCCUCAUGAACCUCACGACCCUCGCGAACCUCAUGACCCUCACGACCCUCACGAACCUCACGACCCUCACGAACCUCACGACCCUCACGAACCUCACGACCCUCACGACCCUCACGACCCUCACGAACCUCACGACCCUCACGACCCUCACGACCCUCAUGAACCUCACGACCCUCGCGAACCUCAUGAACCUCACGACCCUCGUGAACCUCACGACCCUCACGAACCUCACGACCCUCGUGAACCUCACGACCCUCGUGAACCUCACGACCCUCAUGAACCUCACGACCCUCACGAACCUCACGACCCUCACGACCCUCAUGAACCUCACGACCUCACGACCCUCAUGA
Molecule: messenger RNA, 1281 nt
Organism: Knipowitschia caucasica
Lineage: Eukaryota; Metazoa; Chordata; Actinopteri; Gobiiformes; Gobiidae
Source: the annotation of a GenBank genome assembly